Rattus norvegicus (Norway rat) is the source of this 8265-nucleotide messenger RNA. NCBI's taxonomy places the organism in Eukaryota, Metazoa, Chordata, Mammalia, Rodentia, Muridae. The record is from RefSeq and is a predicted model, not a curated record.
GGAGCGAGAGGGGGAGGGCCGGGCCGCAGGGGGUCGAGGGGGUGGGGCUUGCGGGCGGCUGGGACCCGGCCCCGGCCUGGAUCUGGAGCCGGGAGGGCCGAGGCUCCCAGCCGGGACCGAUGGGCGGGGCCCAGGUUCACACAGAAAUCAGCCGCCUGGGCCGUGUCGGUGUUAAAGCCUGUUUCUUCUGAUCCCCAGCAGAACACAAGUGGACCAGUGGAUGAUUUUCUCUUGCCUCAGCAAGGGAUGCCACAGUCCCUGGAAUCUGUCAACCACUAGCCUCUGAGCUUUAAAAGCCAGCUGGAUGAAGGGAUGUAACGCGCACCUGGGAGGGACACUGAAGUCAGCCGUGGGGGGGGAGGGGCCCGGACACACCCCUUCCCCCCCAGACUCCUCCCCAUCACGGUCCACACGGCCAUGGACCUUGGACUUGGAUAAGUGGAGAGAAGCUGUACUUUGGUGGAUCUGAUUCUCAGUUUUGGAAAUGAAGUAUUAGGCAGGGGGGUGGGAGGGGGGGUUGCGCGUUGAUCUCCAGGGAAGCAACAGAGAGAAGAAAAGAAAGGUAAGUUUGUUACUGUCUCACUUAGCGCCUUGUUGCUGUGCAGGAAAUGUGAAUGGGAACGCAGCCAUGUCGGAAGUCAUGGCACCUCCUGUGUCCUGAUGAGAACAAACCCUUAUCCUGAUGGUGCACAGGAAGCGGCACCCUACUUCACUCUUUCAGGGGGUGGCAGAGUCGUUCUUUCCCGUUCCUUACUGAGGCUCCAGAGAAUAGCUGGUAAAGGAUUGUGAGGUUAGGUCAAGGAGAGCCUGCAAGGAAAUCAGGCUUCUGGAGGACUGUUGGAUUAGUUACCUUUAAAAGCCUUUCCUCCAGUGAGAUAAUAGGAUUUCAAAUCCGUCUGGACUAAGGCUGAAGUGGAUGACUCUGGCCGGUGCUGACUGCUCUGUUUUGGGAAUCUGUUAACAGAAUAAGACUUUCAAGGGAGGUGGAGAGGGGAGCUGGAGGAUAGGAAAUGGUUAGAUAACUUACUAAAUGAUCUCGCUUCCUUCCUCCCCAGUAAGAAAGCUUAGGUCACGAAAUCUCAUGGAAAGAACAAAAAAACAGAGCUUGAGUUUGGGGAACAGUAAAAUCCGUGGUCUAGCCCAGACGUUCCUGGUCAAUGUGCAACUUGAGAUAUGAUAAUUAUCUCUGUCCUGUUCUUUUCACACAAGAAGAUAUUUCAGUCAGGUUGCUACUAGGAACAAACGGAAUAAUUUUGCAUUUUGAAAGUACCCUGGGCCUUGUACAUAUAAAACGGCAACAUUGACUUUUCCUGGUUUCUUGUUUAUUGUAACACAUAGAAAAGCCCUGGAUGAAAGUUCGUUCUUGUAUUGACUGAACAUGUUGGCUGGAGCCAUAGCAGACAUAACUGAUGAAAGGAGACCGCCUGGCGAUUGUUUCAUCAUGCUAUAUAAAGGUGGACAGGUUUAGGGAAACAAAUUGAGGGAUCCUGUGAGCUUUGGAGAUAGACGUUUUAAGUAUUUCUUGGAGUGGGUGCUGGACCUUUUCUCCCCUGUCAUAUCCCAGUCUGCUGUCAGGCAGUGACAACUGCCUCCAAACUGAUAUCUCUUGGGCUUUUAUUUCUCUUUAGGUUGUUCAUAACCCAAGCAAGUUUGUCCUUAGUCAUCUAAGUACCCACCUGCUCCUUCCUUGAAUGUUUUUUUUUUUUCUUUUAAAGUUUACUUAUACUAAGGUGCCUGCUUUUCCUAGUGGUAAAGUCAACAGCGAAAGGCAAGGGACUGAGUAGGAAUUUGAGGCAGCGUGUGUUGGCCAAGGCUAGCUAGACUCGUUGAGCCUUCAAGUCAAUUACAGAGAGACGUCGAAGUCACCGAUGACAAUGACUGUUCUUCUUGUCAUAGGAGUCCCUGUCUUUUCUCAGUGGCCUGAAGGCUGGGCUGUCUGCCCUGAGUAGGUCUUCUGGCUCCGAGCUUUCUCUUGUCUGGACAGACCAGGCUUCUACGCAUGAAUCGUAGUUGGAUGUGUCACCCUCCCUUCUCCCUCAAUAAAUGCACAGUUGCCAAUCUUUGCUUAUGUAGGGGAAUCGUGAUUUCUUAUGGCAAUGCCUCCUUAGCCACCUGUAGGGUGUGAUAUGUUCUAGAAGACUUUCUUCAUCCUACUGAGGAGACCCUCCUGGCCCACCGAGGUGUGUUACAUUGAUUGUGAGUAUGCUAUCCAAAGUGUCAGGUCUGUUAUCUGCUUUCUGCCUUUAAGGAAGAGCAUGUUUUUCUACUUUGGGGAGGAGCCGUGGAAGCCCUGAGCUGGAAGAGCUCACCUAAGGGGUAUGGCAUAUGUUGAUAGCAUUUGUGCAGUUGAGGGCUGAGUUGACUUCACCAUCAGCCUGCCAGGGAGAGAGAAACUAGGUGCCCUGACAGCCUCUCUGGUAAGUCCUCUCCUCUUUAACUUGAGCUAGAGUCUCUCACCUGCCAGAGCCUGGUGACUCUUCUGUCAGACAUUUCUUUCAAACCUUCUCAUGAGGUCACCAGAGUGCUAGGGUACCACACUCAAGUAGGUCAGGCUGUUAGCCAGGACUGGUGAUAAAUUUAAUCACACAUUGUAUGGGGAUUUUUAACUGGAUUUAUUUAGACCUUACUUUAUUCUAAAAGGAAGCGCAGGUAGCUAAUGAAGGGUUUCAGAGGCAUUGCUCAGUGGUCUACUGUUAAUAAGUUUGAGUUCCUUUCCGUAUCACUGGUUUGGGACAGACAUGUUAGGAGGAAUGACAAAGGAUACUAAAAUGCUAGUUUAACACUUUGGUCUUGCUUCCUCUUAUGCCUUUAAGCCAAGAUCUCUUCAGACAUUCAGAGCAUGAAUCCUUUCCAAACUGUAAACACUUUCAGGUAUCUAAGUUGUAGUUUGUGAGGGGCGAUUUCCUGGAAGUUUUUACUUUUUGGUGGUGGAACAGUAGGCAGGCAAGUAUAUGACGUCUUAAUUCUCUGUUAUCCUGUGACUUGAUCUUCCUGUUUUUCCAUUUGCACAUAAUCUGAUCCCAGGCUCAUCCCCAGCGUCCAGACACCCAGCUCCCAUUUCUUACUUUCUUCCCCAGUGUAACCUCUGUAGAACCUGAGGUCUCAGUCCUGACAUGUUCUUGUUACUUAGACCAAAUGCUUUCUAUUACUCCUGUGUAAAAACUUACCCAAUCCCAAUUCUAUGCUGUACCCUUUUUGUCGGGGGGGGGGUAGCCUUUUUGCAUUUGGGGAUCAUCUUGUGAGCCUUGGAAUUUAAACAAAGGUCUGUAGAGAUAGAUGUGGUGGGGAGUUACUGUGUUCUGACCGGCUUCCUGUCUAACUGCUUUGGCAGGAAAAUCAAUCUGGCAUGGCCUGGCCUGGUUAGUCUUUACGAUCUUCAGCACCCACUAUGUAUGUGUUUAUUCAGGAUAGCGAUCUGUGCUCCUUAUGUUUUGGGUAUCUACAGACCAGUUUCCCAACUUUUCACACUGCCGGGGAACUUGGUCAUUUUUCUCACACUUUGGGCACUGAGUGUGAAGGUUGUAAGUCCCUUAAAGAGGCCUGAAGUACAUAAACAUGGGCUUGAGUUUCCUGUCACAGUCUGUGCAGUCAGCUAAACUGGAAGUGGUGGGCAUACACACGCCACACCCACACACCAAACCACACCCACACACCAAACCACACCCACACACCAAACCACACCCACACACCAAACCACACCCACACACCCGAGUGUGGUGUGUCCUCCUCACUGAGUGUCAGCCAGCCCUUUCCUCUACUUCAGGUAAAGGUUUCUCCACUGCCCCACUGUGUCCCUGUCACAUGGGCACAAAGCCAUCUCAGCAGUCCUUCUCAAGGACGUGGGUGCCAGGUUUGGAAGCUGGAAUGCCUACAUCUAAAAUCUGGCCAUGACUUGUGACAACUUACAUAUACAUAGACAUAUAUACAUAUACAGCUUACAUAGACGCAGAGCCUCAGACUCCUCUGAAGAACGGGUUGAUUCUGUGCUCUGCAGAGAUGCUGGGAGAGUGUAUAAAAAGGUCAAGAAAGCAGGCUUAGAAAGAAGGGCAACUCUACCUAGUGUCUCCUUACAAUUUUGUUUUACGUCCUCUUCUGCCCACAGAGCCCUUAAGACACUCCCUACUUUCUGCAUCAUUCCUGGUGUCUUGUAGGAACAAGUUAGUGAAUGAUCACUCUGUAAACACAUACCUACAGGUCCUCCUUACCUUGGGCUCUGGAACACCCGGUGAAGUCUGUGGGUAGGAGGGUCUGGCUGAGGUUGAGUGUAUCAAGUAAUCAACUGGCAGUACCCUCUGGGGAGUGGCCUGUGGUUUCCUGCUCCCCUCUUGGGUGAGAGAUCCAAGGGUGGUGGGAGCCAAGGCUUAGGCAAAGGCUCAGGCACAGCAGGGUGUGGGAGGGAGUGAGACUAUAGUAGAGGUGAGUGGAAGGUAUGGAUUCGAAGACUUUCGGAUUAAAAAAAAAGCAAAAAAAAAAACCAAAAACCAAAACAAAACAAAAAACCAAAAAACAAAACGGUCCAACCAGUGAGAUGUGGCUUGCUCUGAGUUGCUAAUUAUGCAGGGCUUAGAUCUCAAAAACAGUCUGUGCUCUGGGGCCACUGCUGACAUCCAAGUCAGGCCCAGAAGCUCUUGGUCUUCAUCUUUCCUUUCCCUCUCAGGCUGCUUGAAGCUGAUUGAGGUAUUCCUUGUUUAGAACUCUGUUCAGCCGGUUCCUGAUGAGUCUCCCUGUUCCUCCCAGUUCUCUCCAUGUUUCUUUUGCUUUGAAGUACAAAGGAAUACAGUUGCAGGGGUUACAUGGCACUCCCCUAUUCACUUUUAGGGUUACCACAAAAGCUUGUGAUUCUUUCCCUCCUUAGGACUGAGCUUCUACCCCCGCACACAGGCCUAACUUUGGUUUCCCCACCCAUAAUGGGGCACCCACCCCCACCCCCGCCCCACCCCACCCCAAGAAAAAGAAAAAAGAAAAAGAAAGAAAUGAAACGGCCAGCUGGCUCUUACCCACUUUGGGCAGCAGGUGUUUCCUCCCUAGCUUCCCUUUUGCAUCUCAUACUUGUUGCUUGCACACCCUCACCCCUCUCUUGCUGCCUUUUUCAAAUUAAUAGCCUGCAACUUCCCUUGCAUAUAGAGAAUGGUUCCCAGGUUCUUACUGGGAUUAGUGAACGCUCUUUUUGCUGAGGAAAUGCUUCUAACACCACCAAGUGCUGUACCCCUCAAAGUUGGUGAAGCUCUAGAUUCACUGGGCUGUACAAGGGACACUUGGGAAAAAUCUGAACAGGACAAGCCUGAGGGUGUGAGUGGGGUUGGCUCAUCUACACAGGAGCUGCGACUGAGAGGGAAAGGGCCCCCAAACAUCUUUGCUACCACUGCCUUCUUAAGUUUGGGGACUUGGGAAAUCCCGUUGUUUAGAUCUUGACCGGUGAUCAGGAAGUCAGCAGUAGAGGAAGGCCCCGGAAGGAGGGGCCAGCGCGGACUCGCCCGCGGCAGGGCGGGGACCAACAGAGGGGCCUCGGGGCUAGGGGAGCGCCGCCCCGCCCUCCCGGGGAAGGACCACAUUGCUUGCUAGCAGGAAGGCCAGCCAGACCGGAGGAGGCCGCUCCAGCGUUGGGUGUUGCCGGUCCGGGGCUAGCCUGGAUCCGGGCAGGUUAAUGCUACAAAUGGUCCUUCAUGCAAUCUCUCAUCACACUGUGCACAUGGACCAAGCCCCAGAGCAGGCGUAGAGGACACAGAGCCGCUUUUCUUAAAGAGUGAGGUACAUGGCUACUUCCCACUCUCAGCCUAGAAGAAUAAACCCUUAGAUUGCGGGGGAACUGAGCCAGGCAAGCCACAGGCAGCCUUGAGCGCCCCCUUGCCUGCCCUCCCCUGCGGGGGCCAGGAUGCUGAAGAAGCAGUCUGCAGGGCUUGUGCUUUGGGGUGCUAUCAUCUUUGUGGGCUGGAAUGCCCUGCUGCUCCUCUUCUUCUGGACACGCCCAGCACCUGGCAGGCUGCCCUCAGACAGUGCCCUUGGUGAUGACCCUGCCAGCCUCACCCGUGAGGUCAUCCACCUGGCCGAGGACGCCGAGGCGGAGUUGGAGCGGCAGCGGGGACUACUGCAGCAGAUCAAGGAGCAUUAUUCUCUGUGGAGGCAGAGGUGGAGAGUUCCCACCGUGGCCCCUCCAGCCUGGCCCCGUGUGCCUGGGACCCCCUCACCAGCUGUGAUCCCCAUUCUGGUCAUUGCCUGUGACCGCAGCACUGUCCGGCGCUGCCUGGAUAAGUUGUUGCACUAUCGGCCCUCUGCUGAGCAUUUCCCCAUUAUUGUCAGUCAAGACUGUGGGCAUGAAGAGACAGCACAGGUCAUUGCUUCUUAUGGCACCGCUGUCACACACAUCCGGCAGCCAGACCUGAGUAACAUUGCCGUGCAGCCAGACCACCGUAAGUUCCAGGGUUACUACAAGAUUGCCAGGCACUACCGCUGGGCGCUAGGCCAGAUCUUCAACAAGUUCAAGUUCCCGGCUGCUGUGGUAGUGGAGGAUGAUCUGGAAGUGGCGCCGGACUUCUUCGAGUACUUCCAGGCCACCUACCCGCUGCUGAAAGCAGACCCCUCCCUUUGGUGUGUGUCGGCUUGGAAUGAUAAUGGUAAGGAGCAGAUGGUGGACUCCAGCAAACCUGAGCUGCUCUAUCGAACAGACUUUUUUCCUGGCCUUGGAUGGCUGCUGUUGGCUGAUCUCUGGGCAGAACUAGAGCCCAAGUGGCCCAAGGCCUUCUGGGACGACUGGAUGCGCAGACCUGAGCAGCGGAAGGGGCGGGCUUGUAUUCGUCCAGAAAUUUCAAGAACUAUGACAUUUGGUCGCAAGGGUGUGAGCCAUGGGCAGUUCUUUGACCAGCAUCUUAAAUUCAUCAAGCUGAACCAGCAGUUCGUGCCCUUCACCCAGUUGGACCUGUCGUACCUGCAGCGGGAGGCCUAUGACCGGGACUUCCUUGCCCAGGUCUAUGGUGCCCCCCAGCUGCAGGUGGAGAAAGUGAGGACCAAUGAUCGGAAGGAACUGGGGGAGGUGCGGGUACAGUACACUAGCAGAGACAGCUUUAAGGCCUUUGCUAAGGCCCUGGGUGUCAUGGACGACCUCAAGUCUGGUGUCCCCAGAGCUGGCUACCGUGGCAUUGUCACUUUCCAGUUCCGGGGUCGGCGUGUCCACCUGGCACCCCCAGAGACAUGGAAUGGCUAUGAUCCUAGCUGGAAUUAGUGGCACCUGCCUUUCCCUCCUGGGUCUCCUUGCCGUAUGAUGAGCCGAGGCAGCCUGCAGGCCCUGGGCUAUACCAUUCUGCCAGUGUUUCCUCUUGGAUCUAUAGAUCUUCCCUUUUUGUCCUGGCCUUCCCCCAAGUGGCAUUCUAGUGCACAAAUCAUAAGAUGAGGGUUAUACUCCUCUUGUCAAGGGAGUACUGUGUGGUAUGUUCGGGGCAUAUUGAACAAGAAACCACUGUGUGGUGUGGGGAGGGUUGGACCUGUUGGACCAGGCUUGUAGUGUCCUGAGUUCUCUCCAAGGGCAUCUGCGGAGAGCUUGGCCACUCCAGCUCUCCUGACCAGGCCUCUCCACCCUGAUCUGGCUCCUGUUAGUACAUGAGCCCACUUUAUGUACCUUCCCCACUUUCUCCACCUUCCCCAGGGUGGGGCCGGAUUAUGGAAGAAGGAAUAGAUUUGUGGCCAACUGAGACUAACCAAAGGGAUUCACUGUCAGAGUUAGAUUGCAUGGCCGGGUUGCCGGGGUCACUGCCUCCUGGCUUCUCUUCCUGCCGACUUUGCCAGUGCUCUUCUUGUCCUGCAGUGGAGCAGUGUGUUGUGAGAUGGAAAGUAGGAGCUAAAGCAAGACCUCUCCCGUGGUGGAGCAGUUGUCAGGAACAAUGACAGGCGGAAAGCCUACACUUGGGCACCCCUCUUCUUGCCCAUGGCCCCCCACUUCUGAAAGUUAGUUCCCUUUGCAUUCUUUAGGGGGAUUCAGUGGCAGCCUAGUGGGGGACAGUGGGCUCCACGCCUCUUUCCCCUGGGGUUGGUACAGCCUCCUCCCACAGGGCUUGUUCCUGGUGGCCAUCUCAGCAAAGUCACCAGCAGCUGAGACCAGGACACCUGUGGCCCUUCCUAAGCAUUCCCACAUCUUCCCAGGCCGAGGGGCAGGUGGCAGGCUAGAGAGAAAGAAAUUUGUGUGUUUUGUUUGUUGCCUGAUCUUAGUUUCAUGGAAGAAAAUGGAAUCUACAGAAUUAUUUUCAAAAAUAAAGUAAAGGCUGAAUUGUCUGAAAA